AUGCCAACCACGGCCGCCGAAUCGAUGGAGAUGCGGGAAUCCAUCAAAACGCGGCUGCGGAACAUCCACGGACUCUACUUUUUCGACAAAACGCCAAUAACUGGCCGCAACAAGCGCGACAAUGAUAUCAUCGACGCCUUGCAUUCUGAAACCGCAUCCGGUCCGGUCGCAGCAGAGAAUAGCCUGACACAUCUUAUGCUCGCAAGCAACUUCUUGUGGGAUUUGCUCAUAACAGAGGGGCCAGAUUCAUUCUGGAGAAGCGUUGGCAAAGCAAAGGGAGGCACGCUGCCACCCAGAAUCACCAGAGACCUUGUUCUUGCGUUUGUCCGGGCCAGAGACCGCUUUCUCCGCUGCUUCCACAAAGCCUCACAUGAUGUCGACAGCAUGCUAGUAGCAUACACACAACACUUACUUGAAAAGUUCCAGGCGCUGGGAACCAUGAUGAUACUCGGGUCACCCGUCGACUGGUGCCUUUCUGCUUGGGAGAUCCAGGCAGCGGAAGAACUGAUCCCGCGAGGGCCGGUCAAACAACUUUCGCGAAACAAAUUCGAACUGUCCCCCUCCGCCAAGAACCUGCUGGUGCCAGCCAGAUGCAUAAGCCCGAUCGGAAAGUUCAAGCCUAAUUUAAUGGGGCUGGCGGAGGAGAUUAUACGGCAGCCGCCUUGGCAGAGAGAGCUUAAGCCGCAGUAG
This is a messenger RNA of Akanthomyces muscarius, 690 nucleotides long. RefSeq lists its product as uncharacterized. The transcript has a single exon. Bases 1 to 690 code for a protein of 229 amino acids. The record is from RefSeq and is a predicted model, not a curated record. Lineage: Eukaryota; Fungi; Ascomycota; Sordariomycetes; Hypocreales; Cordycipitaceae.